Molecule: messenger RNA, 1071 nt
Organism: Prionailurus viverrinus (fishing cat)
Lineage: Eukaryota; Metazoa; Chordata; Mammalia; Carnivora; Felidae
Product: translation initiation factor IF-2-like
Exons: 2
Coding region: 1-669 (222 amino acids)
Source: RefSeq, a predicted model, not a curated record
AUGGCCUCAUUUUACAGGGGAAUAUUCAUCUCUUGUGUUCAGAGCACUCUUGGGGAUUUUCCGAGCGAGCAGCGGGGAAGGAGCUGGUCCAAAGCGAUACCGUGCUUGCCCGGUCACUGUGGCCGACUGGGGCCUCAAAGAACCACUCUGGUACCAGCGACCAUUGCCCUUUUGGAGUCUCCACACGCCCCCUUGUGGUCACUGCGCGCCCCUGCAGCUUCUGUCGCUCGGGUCACAGUCCCCGUUAUCCCGGCCACACCCGGGGGUGCCGGAGACAGAUGUGGCCCGGCGGGAGGCCCGGUCAGCCUUCCUCCCAGAGGCAGGUCUGGGCUGACUGAAGCACCAUCCGGUCGACCGGGUGCGUCCGGGGCUCCAGACACAGGUGGAGGCGGCGGCAGCGCGGGACAGUCGCGAACGACCUCUGCCCCUCCCCUCCAGAACCGAAAUCCGGGACGGCCGGCGCCCGCGGGGCCUAAGAAGUGCCUGACGCCUGGCGGUCGCUCCCCAGUUUCCCGGGAGGAUCGGAGGGAGGCCACGCAGAAGAUGCCCCUGCCUUCCAAAGAACCCAGCCACACAUCCAAGGGCUGGCCCACGUGGGGGCACCUGGCUCUUCUCCGGCAGCUAAGCUCAAAGUCAUCCUGUCUGAUCCACAGGGCCUCACCCGAAUAGGCUUCUGGGGGACCCAGCCCACCCAUUCUCCAGUCCAAACACAUCUGACCCAUGUGGGGAUCCCUGAUCCACCUAACAAGAGAGGCCAUUAGGAAUGCAGCAGUGACAGCCGCCUUCUCGUCCGCCGCCUGAGGCAGAAGAUCCAGGCUCAAGCACUGGGGAAAGGAUGGCUCUACUCCGAAGAGAACAAUAAAUUGACAUCAGAUCAUUUUCCAACAGCUUUUCCCACUUCUUCACAUUUGCCACAUUGCAUUCUGCAUUCCAAUUCCAAAAGGACAGGAGCAUGAAUAAUAUAAGAGAAAGAAAAAAAAUUAACUGGAAUCAAGAACUUUAUCAUUUUCAAGCAUGAGAUUUAUGGCUGAGCAUCGGGUAUGGCUUUUACCCAAAAUGUUCUCCUCAAGA